Hyaena hyaena (striped hyena) is the source of this 6302-nucleotide messenger RNA. It is a transcript of the gene IGFBP5, whose product is annotated as insulin like growth factor binding protein 5. The record is from RefSeq and is a predicted model, not a curated record. Gene Ontology annotation, molecular function: insulin-like growth factor II binding; fibronectin binding; insulin-like growth factor I binding. Lineage: Eukaryota; Metazoa; Chordata; Mammalia; Carnivora; Hyaenidae. The transcript has 4 exons. The coding region runs from base 821 to 1636 and encodes 271 amino acids. Gene Ontology annotation, biological process: regulation of insulin-like growth factor receptor signaling pathway. Gene Ontology annotation, cellular component: extracellular region.
CCACCGGAGCCCGUAGUCUCUUUGGAAACUUCUGCCGGGGGAAAGAGCUAGGGAAGAGCUGCAAACCGGUGUGGGGUUUUUUCUCCUUUUUUUUUUUUUUUUUUUUUUGCUCCUUUUAAUUACCCCCUCCUCCGUUUGCACACUUCUCCGAGCUUCACGCGGAACCUGCGAAUUUCGAAGAGGUGGUGGCAGAGUGGCAGCAAAGAGGUGUUAGGGAUUUGGAUUUGGGGCUUUUUUUUUUUUUAAUUUCUUGAUUUCAACAUUUUCCCCCACCCUCGCGGCCACAGCCGCCGCCUCUUACCUGUUCCGCGGCAGCCGCGCGCGCCGCAGGCAGCUGAAGGGUAGAAAGGAGCAGGGUGUACUUUAGAUUUUAAACAAAAUUUUGGAGGACAAACCCAUUUUUCUCCCUCUGCCCUCACCCCCUUCGCCUCCACAGCCUCCGAGCGCAUUAUUCCGGUGGUUGCUGUGGGGUGAACAAUUUUUGGCUUUUUCCUCCCUGUAAUUCUGACCAGGUCCGGCCCGGCGCGGGGGGGAGGGCUGGUUUCUCCCACCUCCACUCCCUCCGCGUGCACCUGGCGCGGCUCUUCUCGCCACAACCUGUUGCGAGUCCUUUAAUCCUUGCAUUUGGGACUUGACUGCAGGCACCUCAGCCCUCCAUCUCUCCCUACAUUUUGCAGUUGUCUAGGGGGAGGGCACCUGCGCUACCUGCCAGGAAAAAAAAAAUUUUUUUUUAAUUUCCCCGGGCGCCCUUUUCGUCCCUCUCUCCCUACACUCUCGCUCUCGUGCCCCGCCCCAAGGUAAAGGGGAAGACACGGAGAAGAUGGUGCUCACCGCGGUCCUCCUGCUGCUGGCCUCCUGUGCGGGGCCGGCCCAGGGCCUGGGCUCCUUCGUGCACUGCGAGCCCUGCGACGAGAAAGCCCUCUCCAUGUGCCCCCCCAGCCCCCUGGGCUGCGAGCUGGUCAAAGAGCCGGGCUGCGGUUGCUGCAUGACUUGCGCCCUGGCCGAGGGGCAGUCGUGCGGCGUCUACACCGAGCGCUGCGCCCAGGGGCUGCGCUGCCUCCCCCGGCAGGACGAGGAGAAGCCGCUGCACGCCCUGCUGCACGGCCGCGGGGUUUGCCUCAACGAAAAGAGCUACCGCGAGCAAGCCAAGAUCGAGAGAGACUCCCAUGAGCACGAGGAACCAACCACCUCCGAGAUGGCAGAGGAGACCUACUCGCCCAAGAUCUUCCGGCCCAAGCACACCCGCAUCUCCGAGCUGAAGGCCGAGGCCGUGAAGAAGGACCGCAGAAAGAAGCUGACCCAGUCCAAGUUUGUGGGGGGCGCUGAGAACACUGCCCAUCCCCGGGUCAUCUCUGCACCUGAGAUGAGACAGGAAUCUGAGCAGGGCCCCUGCCGCAGACACAUGGAGGCGUCCCUGCAGGAGCUCAAAGCCAGCCCACGCAUGGUGCCCCGGGCCGUGUACCUGCCCAACUGUGACCGCAAAGGAUUCUACAAGAGAAAGCAGUGCAAGCCUUCCCGUGGCCGCAAACGUGGCAUCUGCUGGUGCGUGGACAAGUAUGGGAUGAAGCUGCCAGGCAUGGAGUAUGUUGAUGGGGACUUUCAGUGCCACACCUUCGACAGCAGCAACAUUGAGUGAUGCGUCCCCUCCCCAUCCUUCCCUCGCCCCAUCCCACCCCCAGCCCCGACUCCAGCCAACACCUCCCUCCACCCCAGGACGCCACUCAUUUCAUCUCAUUUAAGGGGAAAUACAUAUAUCUAUCUAUUUGAGGAAACUGAGGACCUCGGAAUCUCUAGCAAGGUCUCAACUUUCAAACCGGCAACAGCAAGAUGCAAAAAGCUAAGGAAACCCGCCCCUCCCUUGAAAACGGUUUUCUUUUUGAAGCAAGUUGAAUGGACAGGGAGGGGAAGGGAGGAGGAGCACGAGAGAGAAGGGAAGAAAGUGCACGUGUAGAAGAGAGGGGGAGAUAAACGGAGUUUCGAAAAAGGAAAGAAGAAUGUGGGCAGGAAGGAAAGAUCACCGGGACCGUGACCGGACCCACCUGUCGUGUCCGGCCCUGGCCUGAGUUGGGAGAUGGGAGACGUUUGGGCACUAGAAGGUAUGGCCCAAGGUGUGGCAUUCCAUGACACCCUUGGGGGCUUUCCCGACUGGAUUGGUCGUGCAGGGGGAGAAAGGGAAAGACAGAAGGGGUCAGUGCCUCUCCUGGAUCUUUCUCCACCUCCAGCCAGCAAGCUGCAUGGCUCGAACCCGCCCCUCCUCCCCGCUCACGCAGCAGAGGGUUCUCCCUCCCCAAAACUUCUAAAAACAAAAAUGCAUUCCAUUCUUCUCAAAACAAAACAAAUGAAUAACCGAGUGCUACUAGAUAGAUAGAUUUUCCUAAGCAGAUACACAAAGACUAAGUUUGUGUACAUCUUUCACUCCCCGUGCAGCCUUUUAGAACCCAGUACACACCCCCAGAGUGGAGAGACUUGCUUCUCCAGGUUGACUAGAUCAGGCCGACACGCACCACCGUGGUUUCGGCUGCUCAUUGCACUCAAUUCACUAUUAGCACGGCCUCUGUGGGGGGAGGAUGAAAACAAGGUGGCCUCGUAUUUAUCUAUGAGGCUCCAUGUAGUCGUAUAUAAGGCAUAUAAAUCUAUUUUCUUUCUAUUUUUUCCUUCUUCCUUUCUUUCAAAGUUUUGCAUUAACUUUUCAAAGUAGUUCCUACCGGGGGGGGGGGGGGGGGGGGGGGGGCACUGAGGAACGUCCUCAUUUGGGGAGAAAAACCAAGAAAACCCAUAUUCUUCCAACACAACCCUUAACUCUAGUUUUGCCAGCCUCCCUCAAGCGGCAAACUCAACCCUUGGUGGGCCACGGUGUUGGAUUUUUUAAACGAUUUCCUCUGUGCGUGUGUCCGUCGGCACCACCAAGCCAGGUAGAUGAGGGCUGUCUGCCCCUGCCCCCUGCCCCCUCCCCGUGCCCUUAGUGCAUCCUUUAGACCCUCUGGAACUAACUAACCGGCUCGGGCCCUGCACCACUGGAGCACGCCAAGUCCAAGUUUAACCCACUGGUUCUGCCCAGGCUUUUCGUUUCAUCCGGGCAGAGCCUGCAUUUUGAAAGCCUCUCUGGGCCUUCACGCUGGCAGAGCAGGAGAGACACUGAGGGGACUUGAUGGCAGCAAGCAGGAUGGAAGCGAACCAGUUUCAAUACAGGAACAAUAAAAGUGAUUGCAUUGCGCAGCCGCAGUAGAAGGAGUAUGGAGGGCUGGGGCUGGAGGGAGGGAGGUGGUGGGGGAGGGGGACUGCUCUGUUCCAGCUUUGGAGCAAAGCAACAGAAAGCGGGGACAAAGCCGAGAGAAACUUCCCCGGCUUCCCACCCUCUAUGCCUUUUGGGAUUCAAGAGGAAAGAAAGAGAAAAAUGGGGGUACAGUUUCCCAGAAAGCAAUGAGCUUAAUCGAGGCCUGAGAGCCAGGAAAGGUGGGCAACUUGAGGGGGGUCCUAGACCCUCACCUCUGGACAGGAGCAAGGAACAGCAGAGAGAGAUUGGCCGUGGUUUUGAAGGGACAAGACCAUGCACUCAGGUGGCCACCUUCAACCCUCAAUGAGGGACUGAGGCCAGAGUCUUUCAAGCCCUGCACGGGCCUGUGCAGGCCGUGUCCCUGGCGUGGAGGAUGGAAGAAAAGCCCAGGACGACCAGGAAAUGGAUGCUGUGAGGGGGCUGCCGUUGGCAGCCAGAUUCUGAAACAAGAAAAUACCCAUUCCUGCUGACUUCCUCCACAAAUUGGCAGCCGUGGGGCUGUCCUCUGAGGCUGGAGAUGACCUGCCAGGAAAGGGAGCUUGGACCCUGGCAAAGGAGACCCCUUCUUGCUGCGAACGCUGCCCUCUCCACUCUCUCCUGAUGACGUGACACCAUGGAGGCCACCCCGACACCGAACUUGGGGCAAUGAAGAGGGAAGCAGAGAAGCAGAUAGAUUUCGGCUGGUGGGAAACUUGAAGCUGUGGAACUCGAUGUGGGGGGGGGGGUCUCCUGUCCCCCAACAGGACAAUUGGCUGGGACAGGAAAGAUGGUCGAUUGUCAUAGGACAAAGGGCCCUAUGAGGAUGGCAGCCGCGAGGACUUACUUGACCUGCCGCGUCGGUGCGCCCCAUCUCUCUGCACAACUGUCCCCAAACCCCAACUCAUUGUUUCUGUGUCUUAGGCCAGUAUUGUAAACUUUUCCCAAGCCACUCUCCCGUUUGCCCUUUCUUUUUGUGGACCUUGAGCAGUCUUCUAACUGGGAUCUGCCGAAUGGAUACUGGGGUGCCAUUCCCCCUAAGAAAAGACUGAGCCAGGAAUUGCAUACCCCUCCCCACACCCCUCCCAAGACCUGGACCUGGUUCUUGAGAGGAGCUGUCUCUUUCCCCUGCUGUUUACUGGACUCUGGAGGGCAUCUGUCCCUGACUUCGGCCCUUUGCUGUCGGCCACGAGGCGGGGGGGAAGGAUGGCCUGGUUUAACCCCACCAGCGUCUUCAGGCUUCUGCCAUUGAGGCUGCCUCCCUGGGGCCUGUGAGGCCAGCGUUUUUGCAGAGGGUGACUGGUCGGCUGGCCACUCCCCAAAGGAUGCUGGUCCUUCGUGACGGAUGAGAGUAACCUCCCAGGAGGGAGGCCUGGCCCGGAAAGGGAGUCAUCGAGGAAGAUGGAGCAUCCCUGGGGCAGGCAGGAGGGAAGGCAGAUGGGCAACACCACCAGCUGGGGGCCUGAGCAGGGACCUUCUUGAGUCCAGGCUGCCUGAUGGCUACUGUUUAUUCGCCUGGAGGCCUUAGGCUCCCGGUUUUCAGUGGCCUCAAGACUCGGUAUUGCCUCCCCCCCAACAGAAGGCCUCUUCACAUCCCCCUUUGACCCAUGCCUCACUCUCACAGUGAGAGGACAUCCGUCCUUUCCACACCGCUGCCCGGUGACCAAGGGAGGCCUAGCCAGGACCGAGCCUCCUUCCUCCAGAGCUUCCUUACCCACCUGGGCAAAGCAGGGCAUCUGGGACGGAAGAGACUCGAAAGUUCUCAGACAGCCAGGCCUGGACAGCCAGGCCUGGAGACAUUCACUCACACACACACACACACACACACACACACACACACACACACACACACGGGAGGACGGGAGGCCCAGGAGGCCUCGUGUGGUCUACCUCCUGUCUCCUCCCCCCUCCCCCCCACCUCAUUGGUCUCCACGGUAACCGCAGGGUCAGCCUCCCCUGGGGGAGAUGGGCCUGACCUCUGCUCUCCCACCACCCAGCGUGUUGGCAGCCACAGGGCCACCAGGCCGCCGCCAAGUCGCCCUCAAGUUGGCCCACGGCCACCCCUCUCCCUCUGCUCAGCCCCUUCCCGAGAGGGCUGCCGUGCAGGGGGGAUCUCGAGAGGGGAGUGGGCCAAGGAGAAGCAAUCCUUGGGCUCAAGGAGGACAUUUCUGGCUUCUGAGAGGAAGGAGGCCGGGUUUUGAGAAGCGGCUGCACAAGGGGAUGGGGACCUGACAGCCGGCCACCUGGGUGUUGUACUGUCUUUAUUUUUAAAACCACUAAGUGCAAGACUUAUUUUUGCACUUUUCUCCACUUUUUUUCCCUCCUAGGUUUUUGUUUCUUUUUUUAAACCUACUUUCUUGGUUUUCUAAUGGAGUAUAUAGGUUAGCCAUUUUCACAGACUCUGGCCCCCUCUCCAAUGGGGAAAGGGAAGGUGGGGAAGGCCAGCCGCCUGCGCCUGGCACACUGCCCCCCACCUACCUCCCUGGUCCCCGGCCACCAGCCUGAGUCCCAAAUCUCCCGCCACCACCACCUCCACCACCGCACAGUAGCCCACAUGGAUAGACAGUUGUCAGACAAGAUUCCUUCAGAUUCCGAGUUGCCUACCGGUUUUUAUUUCUCUUUUCUUUUUUUAAGACAGCAAUAACCACAGCACAUAUUACAGUAGCUCUUCGUAGUUUUACGUACAUACAUACCGUAACUCUCUGUCUCCUUUUGUUUUGUUUUCAACUUUUUUUUUUAAAUAAAUGCUCAUAAUCUUUACUGGUGAAAAGGAUGAAAAGAUAAAUCGACAAAUAAAACCAGUUUGUGGGGAAAAAAAAAAAGCGGGAAAAAAAUCACCUGAAUGCUGAGGGGCUCGCCUCCUGUUUAGCAUUUUGUACCUGAGGAAAUAAAAAACAAAAACAAAAACAAAAAGCCAGAGGAUCUCACGUUUUAUUAAAAAAAAGUGAAGAUUGCUGUAUACUAUUUAUUCAACUUAUAAUUUAUGUUACUCCUUGAUCUUUGUCUUUUGUCAUGACAAAGCAUUUAUUUAAUAAAGUUAUGCAUUCAGUUA